Messenger RNA from Cherax quadricarinatus, 4588 nucleotides. The record is from RefSeq and is a predicted model, not a curated record. NCBI's taxonomy places the organism in Eukaryota, Metazoa, Arthropoda, Malacostraca, Decapoda, Parastacidae.
ACAGUGAUAAAGUGAAAAACGGUGUUUUUUUUUUUUUUGGGGGGGGGGGGGGGGUCACUCUACCUUGUAAGAGUACAGUCAGAGCCCUAAAUUCACAUGGGUUACAUCCCCAAAGCACUUUCAAAUCAGGAAUUCAUGAAUACUGACUCAACUAUAUUACCAAAAUUCUUAAUUUUGGAGAAUACACCUUAACUCUUUGACUGUUUCGGUCGUAUAUAUACGUCUUACGAGGUACCGUGUUUGACAUAUAUAUACUCAUAAAUUCUAGCGGCUUCAAAUCAAGCAGGAGAAAGCUGGUAGGCCCACAUGUGAGAGAAUGGGUCUGUGUGGUCAGUGUGCACCAUAUAAAAAAUCCUGCAGCACGCAGUGCAUAAUGAGAAAAAAAAAAAACUCCGGCUGUUUUUUUUAAUUAAAAUGCAGACUUUGUGGUCUAUUUUCGUAUAGUAUUUAUGGUUGUAUUCUCGUUUUCUUGGUCUCAGUUGAUAGAAUGGAAAACAUAUUAUAGAAAUAGAGGUGAUUUUGAUUGGUUUUACUAUAAAAAGAACCUGGAAAUGAAGCUCAAAGUAGGGGAAAUGUUUGAUUUUUGACAAUGUUCAAAAGUAAACAAACGAUGUCAUUGUCCAAUAAAUGUCCAACUAGCCAUUCUAAUAUGCAGUCAUGAAUGGGUUAACAUUAUUUGUACAAUUAUUACAGUAUUGCAGUAGUCUGCAUAACAGUAAAUCUUCUAUUUUUUGUUUGAAUAAAAAUUCAAAAUAGAAAGCAAGAGUAAUAUCAGAGGGGCUUGGAGACGUGACAGAUGAACAAAGAAAAUGUUAUUUUAGAGCCAGGAAUGUCUGCAUUGUUCAUUCUGGACCUUAUUUUGAAAUUGUCAUAUUUUUUAAUUUUUGUGAAAUUGGCCAAAUUGAAAAUUUCUGACCACGUUAUUCGGUAGUUGAAAUCGGUAAAUGGGUAGUUUCUUGUGCUCAAUCGAUAGAAAAAAAAGGAGUUCUAAAGAAAUAGCUAUGAGUUUGGUCGACUGGAACAAUGGAAUUAGCCGAAAAUAGGGCUCAAAGUGGGCGAAAUCGCUGAUUUAUAAAUAUCGCUGAGGUCGCUUAAUUCGCAAGAGCGUAAUUCCAUCAGUUUUCCAUCAAAUUUAGUUUUUUUGGUGUCAUUACAAUUGAGAAAAGAUUCUCUGUCAUUUCAUAAGAUUUUUUUUUUUUUUUAAAUUUUUGCGACACCAGGAGACACCUCAGGAUUGGGGGCUGCGACAGUCAAGGGGUUAAAUUAGAAAUUUAUUUUCUGAAUUUGGGAGUACAGGGAUUCUGAAUACUACUGCAAAAGAAUUCUGAGUGAGAGAUAUUACUACUUUAAAUUUGUAAUGUUUUCUUCUUUACCUUAUCAUUCUAAAAUCAUGCAAUAUGUUAUAUUAAUACAACCACCAUAUUAAUGCAAUAUUUGUUAUUUCAGGUGCAACAUAACAACCAUUGCAAGAUAUGCACUCUCCAAUGCACGAAUUCUCUACUUUAAGAUGCACAAUGUAAAGGUGGAGAACAUGGAAGAAAAUGCUAUACAUCUUGAUAUCUAUGAGGAGUGGUUAGUGGAAUACUGCAGCCUUCCCAGGCUUGUCUCACACACCAUCUGCUUACGUGCACAGAUGGUGGUGGUUUUCUCUCAUAAUAUAAUGAAAAGAUUAGAGAACAAAUCCUUGGACAUUAUUUCCUCUAGUCAGGUGUUGUUUGAGUAUAACUAUGUGAUGUACCUGGGUGCAGAUGCACUAGCUGCAAUAAAGCCAUAUCCCAAUGCACGGGGAGCAAAUAUUGUCUUCCUUAACAACACAGUGGAAAAAGCAGUGAACAGAUCUCUUGUGAUCAGUAGAAAUUAUCCAAGUUAUGAGCGUAAAAUACUCGACAAUAGAUUUAACAUUCUGUGUGAGUGCAAUAUCCAUGACACUUUCAAACAGCUGCUGGGCAUUUCUGAGAAGAGUGACUACAAUGACCAAUUACACAACAAGUAGUGAUUGAAAAGUCUCGCUGUCAAAGAAAAUCAGGUUUAGCAUUGUAUAAAAAUGUCAGAGUUUAUUACAGUGAAGAAUGUACAUCAACAUCACUUCCUUUAAUCAUAUCAGCAACAAGUGUCGUUGUAGUUAUAAUCAUCGCCAUUAUCGUGUGUAUAGUGUGUAUUCGUCGUGCUGAAAAAAGCAAAGGAAGAAGCAAAUUACUUGGGUGAAUGCUGUUAUUCUCAAAGCUUUUCAACUCUACACUCAAAUGCAGGUCCACUCUCUCCAUUACAUGGUCAUCAUUGUUUCUCCUUUGAAAACGGUAAUAGUCUUCAACCCUGGGUGGUAGCAGUGCCUGAAGUUAAGACAUAUCAAGAGACUGAGGUGGAUGUGCACUAUGAACAUACAGAACCCAUCAAUGUCAAUAUAAGAGGCUCUUAUCCUGAGCCAACUUCACCUAUUGAUUUCCAACGUAGGGUUCAUACACGUGCUUCAUGUCCUUUUAACUAGAAAUGAAUAUGUGUAAACUAGUAAAGUUUCCUAUAAAUGAUUAGAACUGUAUAUACAUAAACAAAGAUAGUUUCCUUAAUUUACUGGAAAUGAAAAUACAGCAUGUAAACUAGUUUAAUUUCCUUCAAAUAAAUACAAUUAGAAUUGGAUAUAUAUAAACUAGCAAGGUUUCCUUCUGAUUACAAGCUAACCAAAACUAUAUCUUCAAUUAUGUCUAUUAAUUUUUUGGUGUUCUUUAAUAACCAUGUGUUUAUUGAAACAAUACUCAAAAUGUUUGUCCACUAAUUUUGGCAAGGAAAUUAAUUUUAUUAAUAAUGUAUUGCAAAUUCAUGUGUACUCUUCUCAAAAACAAGAUUACUAUACAAUACACAGCAUGUAUAUAUGUAUAUGUGUGUGUGCAUGUGCUUGCAUGUGUGUGCAUGAGUGCACAGGCACACACCCCAUAUAUAUAAUUUUUUUAAUAUACCAGCUGUCUUCCACUAUAAUUUACUUGUACAGUAUAUUUGUUAUAGUACUGGUUUGUACUAAAUACAAACAUUAAGCAAAUUACAUUCUCUAGAAAACUGAUGAAAUAUUAUACCCCAGGUAUUUUAGUUUUUCUCUGAGCUUCAGUCAGUCACUUGGGAAUGGUUAUUUAAUCUUUCUCUCUGUUACUAUUAAUCGUAUGGUUAGUUUGAUACAGUAAAAAUAUACAGUGGAACCUUGGCUUACGAACACCCCACCAUGCGAAUUUUUCAGGAUACAAAUCGUCGUUUGGUUGAUUUUUUGCUUCUGGAUACGAAUGAAACUUCAGGAUGUGAACUUCCCCAUCAAGGGAGGUUUCUUAAAUAUAUAAAUAAAUAAAUAAAUAAAUAAAUAAAAUAUUUCUUUCUUUGCCAAGGUUACAAUGUGUUUACAUAUAAUAUGAUUGGAGCAAAGAAAGCCUCUAUCAUGCUGAGGCAUUUCAGGCAGAUUUAACCUAAUACUAAUAGACUACUUAAGUCUAGACAGGUGAAAAGUGUACUAGUAGUGGUUACCAAUGUUUUGCUGAUGGUGGCACCAACUACUGACUGCCUUUUGAAGUUUCUCCUUACUGUUAUUUAUUAUAUGUAUUUUAUUUUUAUUACUGUUACUGUCAUAAUAAUGAUUAUUAUUAUUAUUAUUAUUAUUAUUAUUAUUAGUAGUAGUAGUAGUAGUAGUAGUACAUACAUGGUGAUGGGUUCUUGAUCAAGGGAAUUGGAUCUGUGCUCCAGGUCCCUAAAUUAAUAAUAAUAAUGAUAAUUAUUAUAAUAAUAUGUAUAUACUAAUAAUAAUAAUACAUAAUAAUAAUUAUGUAUAAUAAAUAAUAACAAUAAUACCAUGUACGUACUGCGUAUAAUUUAGUUUGACAACACCAUGACAAUGCUCACCAGUGCACAUGUGCUUGCCAAGCUACCCUCGCAGUCCAAGGAAUUCUAGUGAUUUCCUUAUGUUUCGUGCAGUUAAUUUGCCAGAUUUUUUUCUUCUAACCAUGGGUUCUAAGAAAGUUAGUACAAAGGACAGUGCCGAGAAGAAAAAGAGGAUGAUUUGCAUGGAAUUAAAGCAAGACAUCACUGAUGAGCACAGACCAGGUACGUAGUGUAAUGAGAAAAACAUAAAAAUUGCACAUAGCGACCACCCUUGCGACCACAAUCCUCCUCCCUCUGCCGUCCAUGUAAUGACAUGUAUUUUAUUCAUUCUAGAGUAUAUAUCAGGUUUCUAUGUUAUUUAUAUUGUUUAUUAUGUCAUAUUAGACGAAUUGUGAUAAAUAAGCCGUAGAGUUGAUAUUAGGGUUAUUUUGUCAUGCUCUUGAGAGCAGGAAUUCAGCUGUAACAAAUUAAUUGCAUUUCAAUUAAUUUAAAUGAGGAAAAUUGACCCAGCAUACAAACAAAUCAGGGUACGAACAAGUCCACAGAAUGGAUUAAAUUCGUAAGCUGAGGUUUCACUGUACUUGGAAGUGAUCUGUCCCAAUGGAUGGUUGCAUCAUGUGGAAAUGUACGUUGAUUAUGAAAUAUUUUUUGAAAAUAUAUAUACAGUAUACAUAAACCAAUUUAAAGCUACCACUCUGUAUGGAAUUAAAUUUUAUAUUAAACCUUUAAACUGUCA